CCUCCCAAAAUUAAAAUUCGCAUACAUUUCAAUCACACGAGCAUUGCCUUGCGUUGUAGAUCUAAAUCGGUUAAAAUGGCAGAGGAAAUCACCGCAUCGGUGGCUGCAACCACAGCCACCAAUAGAAAGAAACGAUCUUUAUGGCCCACCGUCCUCCGAUGGGUUCCCACCUCAACCGAUCACAUCAUCGCCGCCGAAAAACGUCUUCUCUCUCUCGUCAAGACGCCUUACAAGACAGAGCAGGUUAAUAUUGGGUCGGGUCCGCCGGGUUCGAAAGUCAGGUGGUUCAGAUCGGCGAGUAAUGAGCCAAGGUUUAUUAAUACGGUUAGUUUUGAUGGUAAAGAGGGGUCUCCCACGCUUGUUAUGAUCCAUGGAUAUGGGGCUUCUCAAGGCUUCUUUUUCCGGAAUUUCGACGUCCUUGCCCAGCAUUUUAAAGUCAUUGCAAUCGAUCAACUUGGUUGGGGUGGUUCUAGUAGGCCUGAUUUCACAUGUAAAAGUACUGAAGAAACCGAGGCGUGGUUCAUUGAUUCCUUUGAGGAAUGGCGCAAAGCAAAAAAUCUUAGCAACUUCAUUUUACUGGGGCAUUCUUUUGGAGGAUAUGUUGCUGCUAAAUAUGCUCUGAAGUAUCCUGAGCACAUCCAACACUUGAUUUUAGUUGGACCUGCUGGAUUUAGUUCAGAAACAGAGCAUAUGUCUGAGCAGCUUACUCGGUUUAGAUCAACAUGGAAAGGAGCCAUUGCAAAUCAUUUAUGGGAGUCUAAUUUUACUCCGCAAAAGAUUAUAAGAGGUUUAGGUCCUUUUGGUCCGGAUCUGGUUCGCAAGUAUACUAGUGCGAGAUUUGGUGCACGUUCACAAGGACACGUAUUAACUGAGGAGGAAUCAAGAUUACUUACAGAUUAUGUGUAUCAUACUCUGGCGGCUAAAUCUAGUGGAGAUCUGUGCUUAAAAUAUAUAUUCUCCUUUGGAGCCUUUGCACGGAUGCCCCUUUUAAAAAGUGCAUCGGAGUGGAAGGUGCCAACAACAUUCGUAUAUGGUUUCCAAGAUUGGAUGAAUUACGAAUGUGCACAAGAGGCUAGAAAGCAAAUGAAAGUCCCGUGCGAGAUAAUAAGGGUCCCUCAGGGUGGUCACUUUGUAUUCAUAGACAAUCCAGCUGCUUUUCAUUCGGCUGUAUUAUAUGCUUGCCGGAAUUAUAUUUCACCCGACCAGGACAGUAUCUCACUUCCAGAAGGCCUGGAAUCUGUCUGAAGAAUAGAGAAUGUGUUGUAUUAUAAUGUUUAACAUAUAAAUAACAUUUCUGUUACAGCGAGGAGCCCGUUCACCCGAUUAAGAAUUCUUUUGCAAUGUAUAUUAGGAUUAUCCGCUACAGAGGGGCUCUUAUUCUUUUGUAUCAGCCUUAUUAUUAUUAAUAUUAUUAUUUAGUUAUUUAUUUAUUUAUUUUUCCUGGAGCCCCGUUUUGAUCUCUGUAGUGGAAAAAUUUCUGUAAUUAUUGAUUAUAAUUGAAGGUUGGGACCUAAAUGUAACCAGAAAUUGUAUGCGACCCAAGUGCAGUUACAAUU
Olea europaea var. sylvestris is the source of this 1556-nucleotide messenger RNA. RefSeq names its product probable 1-acylglycerol-3-phosphate O-acyltransferase. Lineage: Eukaryota; Viridiplantae; Streptophyta; Magnoliopsida; Lamiales; Oleaceae. Gene Ontology annotation, molecular function: A2-type glycerophospholipase activity. Bases 76 to 1245 code for a protein of 389 amino acids. The transcript has 9 exons. The record is from RefSeq and is a predicted model, not a curated record.